Messenger RNA from Odocoileus virginianus texanus, 1258 nucleotides. RefSeq names its product claudin 3 (gene CLDN3). Gene Ontology annotation, molecular function: structural molecule activity. The record is from RefSeq and is a predicted model, not a curated record. Gene Ontology annotation, cellular component: bicellular tight junction; plasma membrane. Gene Ontology annotation, biological process: bicellular tight junction assembly; cell adhesion. NCBI's taxonomy places the organism in Eukaryota, Metazoa, Chordata, Mammalia, Artiodactyla, Cervidae.
GUCGCAGCCGCCCGCCUACAAAGCCACAGGCAGGUGCAGGCGCAGCCGCUGCGCCAGCCGGCAGAGCGGAGCCGUUAGCGCGCGCCGUCCUUGUGUCCGUCCGUUCGUCAAGCGGGGCGUCAGUCCGUCGGCUGCACCGCGGCUCCAGCCCAGGCCCCAGCGGCCCCGGCCCCUAGUCGUCCCGCACGUGGAGCCGCCCGGCAGAGCCGGCUUUGGCGCGGCAGCCAUGUCCAUGGGCCUGGAGAUCGCGGGCACCUCGCUGGCCGUGCUGGGCUGGCUGUGCACCAUCGUGUGCUGCGCGCUGCCCAUGUGGCGCGUGACGGCCUUCAUCGGCAGCAGCAUCAUCACGGCGCAGAUCACCUGGGAGGGCCUGUGGAUGAACUGCGUGGUGCAGAGCACCGGCCAGAUGCAGUGCAAGGUGUACGACUCUCUGCUGGCGCUGCCGCAGGACCUGCAGGCUGCCCGCGCCCUCAUCGUCAUCGCCAUCCUACUGGCCGUCUUCGGGCUCCUCGUGGCGCUCGUGGGCGCCCAGUGCACCAACUGUGUGCAGGACGACACGGCCAAGGCCAAGAUCACCAUCGUGGCGGGCGUGCUCUUCCUGCUGGCCGCCCUGCUGACCCUCGUCCCGGUGUCCUGGUCGGCCAACACCAUCAUCCGGGACUUCUACAACCCCUUGGUGCCCGAGGCUCAGAAGCGCGAGAUGGGCUCCGCCCUGUACGUGGGUUGGGCGGCGUCCGCGCUGCAGCUGCUGGGGGGUGCGCUGCUCUGCUGCUCCUGCCCGCCGCGCGACAAGUUCGCGCCGACCAAGAUCGUCUACUCGGCGCCGCGCUCCACCGCGCCCGGCACGGGCACCGGCACGGCCUACGACCGCAAGGACUACGUCUGAUGGGGCGGCCGCGGGAAGCCCCGACCACUCCCACAAGCUGGCGCGCCCACCGGUCGGUCUGCAACCUUGCAUCGGAGACCAGCCCCCGCCCCCCAGACGCCAGGCUGCUCCCUCACUGGACUGGGAGGGGCCCGCCCGGCGCCCCCUUCCCCAGCAGCUAGCCCUCCUCGGCCUGGGGAACGGGAUUGUGGAGCCCAAGGGCCGGCCAGCACGAACCUUUGAAAUCUUGCCCCUCUGGUGCGCGGAACUGGGGUGACCACCGCUACUUGCCCGCCCAGUCGGACUGUGGCCACGAAGUUCUCUUUGCGCAGGGACCCGCAGCUUUGAAAAGGGGCCACUUGAUAUUUUUCAAUAAAAACCUUUCGUUUUGCA